Messenger RNA from Paraphaeosphaeria sporulosa, 862 nucleotides. RefSeq lists its product as uncharacterized. The transcript has 3 exons. The coding region runs from base 245 to 712 and encodes 155 amino acids. NCBI's taxonomy places the organism in Eukaryota, Fungi, Ascomycota, Dothideomycetes, Pleosporales, Didymosphaeriaceae. The record is from RefSeq and is a predicted model, not a curated record.
AAAACGCCCCGUUUCCGCGGUGUAAGCCAGAUUCUAGAGACCUGCAGUUUACCCUGGCAUAGCACACUGCUGCAUCGACCGAGUAACGCGCGGAACAAUUACCAGCGUAGCGUGGGUUUCUCUUCCAACCUGGUCUCCUGCCUAAGAAGCAAUCAGACUUUUUGGUGUUUCCUUGAGGCAACAUUGCUCACAUGAUCGGGUCGUUCGCAUGUGCCAUAUCGAUGCCGUAAACAUCUCGUGAUGCAUGGCACAUGUGAACCAACUCUCGACCCCACGCUUCUGGAAUGUUUUCGUGCCUGUUUUGGGGCCGUUUACGCCGUCUGCGCCGGUCGACUGCGUACAUGCUGGUGCUCGAGCGUUCUGCGGAACUACUCCCGCAUUGGGGCUAACAACAUCGUGUCCGAGUGUCAGAUUUUCUUCGAUAACCCACAACACCGAACGCUCAGAUACGGUACCAAUGGUAUUAUUCCGACGGAAAAACACUAGUCUGGUUAAGGGCCUUGCGAUGCCUGUGCUUCUUCAGAUCGAGUCUGCAGUCGCUUUCAUCUCCGCUGAACCGGAGAUCUUGGUGCAGUGUCGGUUGGGGGCAAAGUGUACGGCGUCAACGACCUUUCGAUUAUCGUGCGAGAGCUCUGGGUGGUAUUCGAGGCACCCUGGGGCCGUAUGGUUCCAACCUCGUAUACAACUCUUUCCCAGGCGCACUAGGCCGUAAACCGAUGGCCGACACGGCCCCAAAGAACAGGGUCGUGUGUCUCUUGCAGGGAAUGACAGCUGGUUCCAAGAGAGAAACAUCAAUGAACGCCGCCAAUUCAAAGGUUCCAGGUACACGGCAACGCGCAUCGCAAUUGCCUUGCCGCUCAUG